Molecule: messenger RNA, 1134 nt
Organism: Penicillium verhagenii
Lineage: Eukaryota; Fungi; Ascomycota; Eurotiomycetes; Eurotiales; Aspergillaceae
Product: DUF453 domain protein
Exons: 2
Coding region: 1-1134 (377 amino acids)
Source: RefSeq, a predicted model, not a curated record
AUGCUCCGAUUAAUACCUACACGUCCGAGUAUUAGCUCCUCGCUCUUCCCAUCCAGUCGACGUACCAUGCACAAGCAACACGCCCUGCCGGCAGCCUAUUACCGAGGUGGCACCUCGCGAGCCAUCUUCUUCAAGCAAGACGACCUCCCCCACGACACAAAAGACUGGGAUUCUAUUUUCCGCGGGGCUAUCGGCAGUCCUGAUCCCUAUGGCCGGCAGCUCGACGGCCUCGGGGGUGGAAUUUCAAGUCUAUCGAAGGUGUGCGUAGUCGGCAAGCCGACACACCCCGACGCGGAUGUUGACUACACCUUCGUGUCGCUGGGCGUCAAAAACACAGACGUCGAUUAUUCCAAGAACCUCGAUAUGGCGUCAGUUCGCAUCCACAACACUAAUACCGGCAAGAUCAUACACGCUACGUUUCCGAUCGUUGAUGGUGAGGCUGCAUCCACUGGUAACUUCUCUAUUGACGGAGUUGCGGGGACGGCAGCACGUAUCCAAUUGGACUUUAUCAAUCCGGCUGGCUCGGUUACCGGUAAACUAUUGCCAACAGGCCAAGCUAUCGAUACAUUUGAUGGCAUUCCUGUGACUUGUAUCGAUGCAGCCAACCCUUGCGUCUUUGUAAGGGCAUCGGAUCUUAGAGUGGAUGGUAAUCUGACUCCAGAUGAAAUCAAUGCCCAGCCUGAUCUACUCCCACGAUUGGAUUCCAUACGGCGCCAGGCCGGUGUGAAAAUGGGCCUUGCAGAGACUCCCAUGGCUGUGACCGGAAGUAUACCAAAGAUAUGUCUAGUUGCUGCACCUUCUGUUUCGGAUUCGAGAGAUGUUGAGCAAAAGCAAACAAAUGGCGAUAUUGAUCUUCUGGCUCGGGCCUUGUCUGUUGGUCAGCCACAUAAAGCAGUUCCCAUCACCGUUGCUCUGGCUUUAGCUGCCGCCGCGCGAGUAUCUGGGAGUACGGUCGCCCUUUGUAUUGCCGGUAAAGAUCCCAUCGAUGGUGCGGGUAUUACAAUUGGUCAUGCUAGUGGGAACUUGUUGGUUGGUGCCAACUUUGACGCCGAUGGUGCACUUGCAUCGGCAACUGUCUUUCGCACAGCCCGUCGACUAUUCGAAGGUCGGGUAUUUUGGAAGAAAGAGGACUGA